UAGCUGUCACACUUGUAGUGGUAAAAUUCGAGUUUUUGUCUUUAUAUUACAAAACCGGACGUUACAUCAAUACAAACACGUAAAGUUAGGUUGAAUUGUAAAGCGAAUAUUAACGAAAGCAUUAUAUGCUGAGUUAGGGUGUGUGAACUCCUUUUGCCUCUGAUGUGCUGAGCGUUGCUUGUUAUCUCUGCUUUUGCGGCUCUAGCUAACCGCUCUGGUUUUCAUCAGCCCGCUGAUCUAGCAGCAUCAGAUCAAUGUUAUGGAGUUGCAGAGCGACAUCUCCUACCGUUAAAUGUGAAGCUACGUCAACAUACAGUUGAGUUCAGAACAACCGGUGCUGUAGUUGGAAGUGGUUCUCGUGGCAUGACUACUACAAACAAGGGAAACAAAGCCUUGAAGGUGAAGCGGGAGCCGGGGGAGAAUGGGACUAGCCUCACAGAUGAUGAGCUGGUGACAAUGUCUGUGCGCGAACUCAACCAGCACCUGCGCGGCCUCACCAAGGACGAGAUCCUACAGCUCAAACAGCGGCGGCGCACCCUGAAGAACCGUGGCUACGCCGCCAGCUGCCGGGUGAAACGCGUCACCCAGAAGGAGGAGCUGGAGAAGCAGAAGGCCCAGCUCCAGCAUGAGGUGGACAAGCUCGCCACGGAGAACGCCAGCAUGAAGCUGGAGCUGGACGCGCUGCGCUCCAAAUACGAGGCGCUUCAGAGCUUCGCCAGAACUGUGACGCGCAGCCCGGCCUCGGCCGCAGCCUUGACCCCAGGGGGUCGGGCCCUCGGGGGGGUUAUUGGGCCCAUGGUCCCUGGGAAGGUUGCCACGGCCACUAGUGUCAUCACCAUCAUCAAGUCCAAGACGGGGGCCAGGUCGUAGUAUCAGGGCGGGGAUAUCCGUUAGACUAUGACGGAAGUGUGUACUGUAGUCAGUGCAUUAUAAUCAAGCACAGGAUUGGUUGCCUUGUCUUCAAUAUUACCUUGGUACUAGCUACUAUUUACACUUCAACCUCAUCAGAUCACCCUUACUAAACUGUUGUCCUGUUCCGCCUUGCUCUCAAUAGAUCAUACACCGUACAAGCAGAAAACUUUACUGACCCUCUUCUUGUUUUCACACGAUGGUUAAAUAUCCCAAUUUGUUGUUUCCUCUGUUUCAAGUCUCUUCUGGGUGGUAGUUUUGACAUGCACACCUUCAUAACCUCUAGCCAGUUCCAGAUAAGCUUUCCCAAAUGUGACUGCACUUACCAGGCCAAGCUACAAGCCACGCUACCAGCCUGUGGCGGUUUUAAUGCACUGACUACUAAGAGAAGAAGGAAAUGGUGUCAAACUCGUACUGUAUGUUAUCGAUGUCUUGUGAGCAACCUUCAGUAAGGAACAGUAACUCACCCAUCCGACCAGUUAAUGUGAUUUUUAGUUGAUUAACAAAACAAAACAGGAAAUACUGUUAACGAGUUGAUCAUUUAUUUCGGUUCAAUCCAGCCUGUCACAGAACUUUGUGAACAGGUGAUGCAAUAAUAUACGUAUGCACUGAAAAAUACAAAAGGUCUCUUAAAAAGUUAAUAUAUGUGAAAUCAGUCAAUCUGAUUGGCAAAAUAAUGUGAUAGCAUACUUAGUGCUUGAUAUGGGUUAUUAAUAAUAAUAAUAAUAUAAUACUAUUAAUAAUAGGUGUUAUGCUGGAGUUGACAAUGCCAUGUCAAGAUUACAAAAUUUCUUCUCUCUCCACUAUCUGAAAAUCAGAAUGUUUUUACAGGAUCUGAUAAUGUUUUUGGGGUAAAAUAUUUAAUCCUUAAAACAUUUCAAUCUAGAUUUUUGCUCCAUCGAGUAAAUGCAUUUAAAGUGUUUUGCAGAAGUAUUUUCUUUGUGUGUUAAUUAAUAACCUGUGAACAGGCUAGUCACAUAUUUCCAAAAGAAUAUUCACACAAGCUUUACUGUGUAAUUGUCAACAUGUGUGUGUAUUCUAGAAGUCUUUGUCUAACUUGGAGUUCUUGAUUUUUAUGGAUGCAUAGAAAAGUAUCAUGCAUUGUUUAUAGAAACAUUGAAAAAGAAAACGUAAAACAAAAAACCUGUGAUAUCCUUUUUGCAAUUGUACCAAAAGUGGCUUACUAUUGAAGUCUGAUAGCUUUUUCUAGUGGCUAGACGCGUACUGUGUGAGGUAGCGCGUGACGUGAUGUGUCUAAGUGACAGUUGGCAGUGUCGUUCACUGUAUAGAUGUCAUGCUGUGCUAUUUUAUAGUAGGCCUAAGAUAGCCUAGGUGGUGUAAACAACGAGAUCUACUGUCUUCAUCCAUAUUGACCUCUGUGAUGUAGCUCUUCUCAACCAGCUGUCAUUCAGAAAGGUUGUUUGAGUCGGCAAUGCGAAGCAAGCAUAGAUGAUUUUAAAUGAUGACCGGGUGAAAUUUAAAUCCCAGUAUGUUAAGUGGCCCUUUUUCAACUCUGGUUUCCACUGAUUAAGAUAUUAAAAAGUGUUGUCUUAUUCAUUUACCAAAGUGGGUUACUUGUAAUUUGUGAAUAUAAAAAUGACUUAAGGAUAAUGGAUACAUUGCCUCAAAACGGUUUCAGAAUGAGCAAAAUAUGGAUAUGUAUCAUGAAGUUUACCUUAAAAAAUAACUUUUCGUAAUAACUAUGAGAGUUCUUAGCAUGCAACGUCAUACAGGUGAUUUAACAGCUCAUCGUCAAACAUGCACUAAUCACCUGGUUGUUUUGUUCAGGACUGAACAAGGGUGCCCUUAAAAUGUUUCUUAUUAUUUUCAGUUUUGUAGGGGUGGCAGCCCUGUUCAUGGUCACUCAUUUACAAUUCCAUGUUCUAAAAGGGCUUUUGUUCACACAUACAAGGAAGACAUGGUAAGACGUCUUAAAGUUCCUAUCAGAAACUGCUGCCAGCAAUGCUUCUUACAUGCUCCUUAAGUUUCAUUCUUUCUUUUGAUCAUGUACAGGAUCAAUUAUCAUUCAAAGGUGAAAGUGUAUUUGUAAUCACUUUACAGGAUACAGUUAGUGUUGUAUAAUUUUUGUGAAAUUGCAUUAGCCUGGAAUAACUAAUAUGAUUCAGUCUUUAAACAGACAAUAUAGUCUUCAGCUUAAUUUAGCGGUUGCUUGCUAAAAAGUGAUGGCCGCACCAUGCAAAAUCAUAGUUUUAUAUUCUAACAAAACCCUUUUAGGCGUUGAUUAGGUCAUAAAAGGUUGAUGACUGCACAUUUCCAACAAUCUUUAGCAUUGUUGUCUAGGUUGUAGUGGCAAAGGUUGUAUGUUUGUAACUGUUUGAAGAAAUCAGAACCACGUAUACAUUUUAUCUUCUUAGACUACUUUCAGGUGAGCAAUCCUUAAAGUACUUGUCUGGUGUUUUUAUAUGUCUAUGAAAUAUUAGCAAUAAUUACUAAUGUUUCGUAUUUCUUUAUUCAUUAAGGCCAUACAAAUAUAAUUAACUGUUUUAAAGAUUAAUUUGCUGG
Messenger RNA from Esox lucius (northern pike), 3432 nucleotides. Its product is annotated as transcription factor MafG. The transcript is spliced from 4 exons. Gene Ontology annotation, biological process: regulation of epidermal cell differentiation; regulation of transcription by RNA polymerase II. Lineage: Eukaryota; Metazoa; Chordata; Actinopteri; Esociformes; Esocidae. The record is from RefSeq and is a predicted model, not a curated record. Gene Ontology annotation, molecular function: DNA-binding transcription factor activity, RNA polymerase II-specific; RNA polymerase II cis-regulatory region sequence-specific DNA binding. Gene Ontology annotation, cellular component: nucleus. The coding region runs from base 364 to 870 and encodes 168 amino acids.